Molecule: messenger RNA, 3147 nt
Organism: Porites evermanni
Lineage: Eukaryota; Metazoa; Cnidaria; Anthozoa; Scleractinia; Poritidae
Source: the annotation of a GenBank genome assembly
AUGAAUGAACGUAAGAAAUUAUACCGCUCUGGCAAUGACAAUGAUCUGAGUAGAGAACCUUUCAAGGCAACAAAAAUUUGGAACGAACUCAUCGAACAUCUGCGAACGAGCGUCGAACAGCGUCGAAGAAGGUGGAAGUUUCAGUACUACGAAAAUUGUUUUCGUGGUGGUGAUGUGGUUGAAGUUCUCCACACUUACGUCCACAGCAAUCCUGAUUUGUCUAAAGAUGCUACUCGCAGCCAAGUGCGUUCUCUCUGUCAGAUUCUGCUGGAGAAAAAGGUCAUCGAGUGUGUAACUUCAGAUGGCGGUAGCGGCAAAUCAAAGAGAGACAGCUUCGAGGAUGGAAACAAGUUGUACAGAUUUUCGCCCGGUCCAUUUGAGCAUGUUACUUCUUCUCCUUCUCAAGUUGAGAGGAAGAUAAAUAGAAGAAGAAGUUUGCUGGGAAGAAGCGAAAAAAGAAUAACGAGAAGGAUGUCGUUAAAUUUUACUCCCAGGGCGCAAACGAGAUUGGCUGAUAUUUUGUUAAUGCCAUCAUCCACUUUGCAGUCUCCUGAAGUUCAUUGUUCGAGUUCGCUAGAAGUACCAAAGAAGAGAAGAAGACUCAGUUUGGACGCUGGGCUUGGUAUAAGGUAUCAGAACAAAGACUGGCUAAAAUUUAUGUUCGGCCUGCGGUGAUCCUUAUGAUUUAUAUUUUUUUAUCAUAGCGUUUAUAUUCUGGUUUUUGCAUAAAUGCUAAAAUCAUCAUACAUUUACAUGUGUUUAUAUAUAAUAAACUUUUACGCUCAGGCCCUGCAUUUUCAACACUCUGAAGGAUCGAAAAAUCUGAAAAUUUUGACAAAUAGUGCGUUUUUUAGAUGAACAGAGAAAAGAAGAAGGAGACUAAGAGAAAUGGUUGUUUAACACGUGUUCACAAAAUCAAACUGGCCAAGUUGCAGUCUGAAAGGCAAGAUCCCUUUCAGCAUACAUGUAUUUCAUUAUAAAAUAGUUACUUACUUAUUCAUUUAUUUAUUCAUAACGGCGUAAAGUCAAUCACUGCAUGUCCAUAAGACACCAUGCCAUGCCAUUCGGGUCUACCGGUACGUCCUGUUCCUUCUGUUUUCAAACAGUAGUGUAGGUUCUUUUGCAUAACCCCUUUUGAAUUGAUAGGGAAGGAUCAGUGUAGGAGACUGCAAGACCAACUGCUUACCGUCACCACCCAAUGAAUAGCUGAUGCAAGGUCAAAAUAGUAGACAGCAUUGUCAUGAGAAAAAAACAAAAUCAUUUGUGUGACUUAAUUUUUUGAAAAAACAAGGCUGAAUAAAAAUUAAAUAAACAGUAAUUUUCAUCCAUAAGAGAAGACGUAUUUAAAACAGAGAGGAGGGGUUUCAUGAAUUUUUGUGUAUGAUGUAGGAUGAUCCCGUGCAACACCUGAAAUUGCAUCAUUUCUUUUAAAAACAGAAAGAACAAGCUGGCUCUUCUGUCUGAUUCAACGUCUGAUCGCAGUAAUGACAGUGAGAUUUGGUUUGAAGUUGCAUUAUCUGAACUCCUACAGCUCACAGAUGUUCCAUUUCUGGAGGAUAUACUGACCCCACCAUUGACACAUGAUGGCCUGGGAGUGAUAGUCAUAUCAAAUAAUAUUCCAAGAUCAUGUGCUGAGAAUUUGCAGUUGAAACAGAAUGCUGAUAAAGAAAUAAACAGUUCAGAAUUAUGCAAUGUUUGGUUAACACCAGGGAUGGAAUGCAUUCAUUUGCAGAAAGAACACCCAUUGCCACAGCGUGGGGACACAGGCUUUUUAAACACAAUAAAUAUCAAAGAGAUGGGGAUCCAGCAGAUCCUUGCAGAGUAUUAUGGAUCACUUCUUGAUUCGCUCAUUCCCACAAACUUUGCAGACUUAGUUGAUGGCAUGAUUUGUGCUCUGGCUAACGACUGCUCCAAAGUUGUUACAUUUCUGCCACUUUUGGCAGUGAUGCUACCAGCAAGCCAGCAAGAACACCUCAAAAAGUUGUUAAGCUUCAUAGGGAGGUCUGUGGACACAAAAAGCGGACGAUUUAUCGUCAAGAAGUUCAUGGGAGCUAUCUUACCGAAGACCAUUCAAAAUAAGGUACAUAAUCUGUUCUUUUAUUCUGUAGUUAUGGGUAAAAAGUCAAAAUGCAGCCGAGUACCAAUUACAUGUGUAAGACAAGCAUUUAACAACAGCACAGACAAAGUCAUGCACAGAAUAGCCUAAUAGCCAGCACUGUCUUGUGUGUGUUCUCAUUAUCUACCCCAAUACAUGCAACACAGCAAAGCAAUUGCAAUCACAGGAGCAAAGUCUUAUCAUCUUCAUUUCCUUGUAGUGCCUCUGUGGCUCUGUGGUUUAACCUCCUCUUGCAGAUUUUCUUUGAAAAUCUUCACAGCCAUUUUUGGGAGCAUUGUGUGACAUCCCAAAAAUGGCUGCAGAGGAGACUAAGGUAGAAAAGGCCACACUAUUUGUCCUUCCCCUCCAUAUAAAAAGUAAGAUUAUAAAAGUAGGGUGAGUUUGAUUGUCCGGGUGAACGUAGUCCUGAAUAGGACUGUUGUUGUUGACAGUGACUGACGUUUCGACAACCUGUGAGGUAGUCAUCUUCAGAGUCAGAGUCCUAUUCAGGACUACGUUCACCCCGACGAUCAAACUCAACCUACUUUUGAAAUGACUCCUGGAUUCAAACCUUUCACCAUAAGAUUAUAGUCAGGUUCAAAAAUCCUUCUAUACCAUGCUAACCACCCUAUAUUUGCCUGUGCUCUGGGAACCUAUUCACUGGCUGCUUUAUUUACCACUUACUACACAUUUCAACACAAUUGUUUUUCCAUUUCCAGGAUGCUGGCCAGCAACUAGUUUUGUCCAUGAUAAAACAUCAGAAACAGAUGUUUACAACACCUGCUCAUCUCAAGGACCAUUUCAAGAGAAAUAUGUCUUGCACUCAAAGGGGAAUGUGUCCACUCCUACAGUCAAAGAUUUGUCACCAGAUAUCAGCUUUGGAGUUCAAACACCAAAAGCAAUUUACAACCAACCAAUCUUUGGGUGAACUAAUGACUUUCAUUAUUGACAAUUUGCAAAUGACGCUUAAAGAAAAGGAAGAAAGGCUGAAACUUUUCCAGAAACACCACUAUGAUAUUUUUAUACAACAGUUCCCCACUGGACAAUUGUAA